AGGACGCUGCUUUCACAGAGGGGUGACCGCUCCACGCUAAAUACAAAUUAGAAAAAUACAAAAGCUCUCCCACACUAAAUCCGCUUAGACCGCCAGCCUGUCCCCCGGGUCACGGGGACAGAGCGGAACUGUCUUUUGCAACCCGCCGCCUCGCCGGGACGUUCAGCACAUUUGCAGUGAAACUGCCCGGGAUUCCCACACGAUGCCGAGCGUGGUAGAAAGCCGAAUUGUAUCCUAGAUUGGGAAGGUCGUGUUUUAAUUUGAGAACUAUUGUAAAUAUUCCGAAACCUGUUUAAAUCUCUUGUUUAAAAAAACAAUGAAAACCAGUGGGGGGCUAAGAACAGCAGGAAAAUGUUGCCUUUCAAAGUCCUUUUUGAAAUGCAUUCAAUGCGUUAAAGCUAGAAACACAGCAACUGGUUUACAUAUUACAAAGUCAUGGUGAUGAAUAUGUUUAAUUUAUUGACUCUGAGAUAACCAGCUCAAUCUGUGCUCUUGCAAAUCACCCUUAGGAAUUUAGAAGACGAUUUAUGAUUAGCUCAAGGCCUCGAGCGCCGGCCAUUUCAGCGGAAGAAACAGCUUAGUUACAAAACGUUAUUGGUAAGAGUGUGAGUGAACUGAGUGUGAGGAAUUAGAGUAUGAGUUGUCAGAGUGUGAAGGCACUGAGUGUGAGGGGUCAGUGUGAGAGGGGGCAGAGCAUGUGGAGUCAGAGUGAGUUGUCAGAAUGUGUGUUUUAAGAGUGUGAGUUAUCAGAGUUUGAGUGAACAGAGUGUCAGGGGUCUUCUUCUUGCGUAUGGCAGGCACAGCCUAAAGUUGUAGGACAACUUGUUUUAUUUGAUUGCCUUCGUCGAAACAGGGCCGAUCACGUAAAGGUUGCAAUCUUCCAGUGCGAGGGGAGAGAGUGUGAAAGGACAAAUUGUGAGGGGUCAGCUUGAGUGGUGAAAAUGUAAUGGGGUUAGAGUAUUUGGUUAGAAUGAGGUCAGUACAGUGAGGGGGUCAAAGGAUAAGAGUGUGAGUAGUGUAACAGAAGAGCAGGAAUGUUUUGCCUUUCAAAGUCCUGUUUUAAAUGCAUUCAGAUUCGGAUUGAAUCUUUAUUGUCAUUGUGCGGUGUACAGUACAGAGACAACGAAAUGCAGCUAGCAUCUCACCCAGAAGAGCGAACACAGAAUAAUGGAACAUUAAUAUAUAUAUGUACAUACAGUAGCAGUAGUGCAAUUUUUCUGGGGGAAGGAGUGUCCGGGUGCAGUGACUGGCAAUCACCAAGGUGCAGAGUUAGAUUGUGUAACAGCCGCAGGGUAGAAGCUGUUCCUGAACCUGCCAGUCCGGCAAUGGAGAGACCUGUAGCGUCUUAAAGCUAGAAACACAGCAACUAGCUUACAUAUUGCAAAGUCAUGGUGAUAAAUAUAUGUUUAAGCAAUUGUCUUGGGGAUAACCAACGGUACUACCCACUCUCCACAGCACAGGCAAAACAUCUGAGUAUCUCAGAUAAUCUUGAGAUUAUUUUUAGGCAAAUGCUUUUUCCUGACUGUGCUCUUGCAAAUUACCCGUAGGGUUUUGUAAGGACAGAAGACGAUUUAUGAUUGUCUCAAGGUCCCUAGGCCUGGCCAUUUCAGCGAAAGACGCAGCUUAGUUACAAAAUCUUCUUGGUUUAAAUAAACGUAAUUAAAACAAACGCUUAAAAUCUUCUAAUCUCUUUGCUAAUAACUACAAUCUUCCCAAAACUAUCAAGAUUUCAAAAAUGCAUUUCCCCUUCCAUUCUCUGCAUUCGGCGAGUUCAACAUUCCACAUCCCUUCCUGUAAUUUCCCAAUUUGCAUAUCGAGUCUCUUCUGCUGUCAUAAACCAAACUGCUGGAGGAACUCAACGGUCAGGUAGUAUCCGUGGGGAGGGUUGGGGAAAUAGAGGUGUGUUGUUUGAAUUCCUCCAGCAAUUGGUUUUUAACUUGGGAUUCCUACAUUUAGUCUCUUGAAAUUCCUCUGCUGUUUCAUAUUUAUUUUGGGGUGUGACUUUCCUGACAAGACCCUCCAGGGCAUUUCGGAAGACAGUCAUAGAGAGGCAUGAGGGGAUGAGGACAGCAAUUUUCCUUCCUUGGACAAGGCUUCCAGAUGGAUCCUUGCUAGGAUCAGGUGGCAUUAUGAUCACCACUGUUGAAAUUGGCUUUUUAACCCAAUUUAAUUUCGACUCGCAUGGUAUGCAACAGGCGUUUUGCCCUAUUAAACCCACCAAACAGCAAGCACACAUUUACAGUUAUGCUACACUAAUCCAAUUUUUCCUCCCAGCACAUCUUUAAGAGGAAGGGGAAUUAUCUUUCCAGUGCCUUGUGGGCCUGCUGUACGAAAUCCAUGUGUUGGAGCCAACGAGAAGAGUGUGGAUCAGUCUGCUAGAUUGAGAACUCUGGAAACAUUGGAAGCAGUGUGUGGACAAUGGACCAGACCAUGAAAGAACUUACUCCCAUCCCUGUCGUUAUAAUCGGGAAUGGUCCUUCAGCCAUUUGUCUGUCAUACUUCCUAUCAGGAUAUAGACCUUACUUCAAGGAAUCUUCAGUCCAUCCCAAUCCUAUUCUUCAACGGAAAUUGGAGGCAAAUCGGGGGAAAUCCAUUGUAAAUCAGGACCUGCAGUUCCUGUCUGAGGGAUUGGAAGGCCGUUCACACAGCCCGGUUGGCAUCCUGUUUGAUUCUCUUCUUCGUCCUGAUGCUGAUUUGGGUGUAUCUGUGGAUUCAGUGCUCAGCUGGAGGCUUGAACCUGACCAAUAUAUUCCUCACCUGGCUCUGGGCAAAGGACCACUGGGAGGAGUUUGGCACUCUAUAGAGGGUUCCGUCUUCACCCUCAGCCUUGGGGACUGGAUGGAGCUGCCCGACCUCCCUUUCAGGGACUGGAUGAGGGACAAGAGAAGGUGCCUACGGAACGACAGAGCCACAACGGCGGACAUUGCCCAGUACUACCAGCACUACGUCCAUGCUAAAGGGCUGGAGGGCAACUUCGUGUGCGGGACCGUUGUCACCUCGGUGAGGCGGUUCAGUGGGCCUUCUGACCGGGAAGAGGAGCCAUGCAUGGCCCAAGCGGCCGGAGCUCAAACCGCCGACACCUCCACUCGCACCGGCCUGUUCGAGGUGUCCGGUUAUAGUCAAAUGAAGGAUGGCUCGAAAGAGACCUUCUGCAUCUAUGCGGAAAACAUUGUCCUGGCCACGGGCACUUACGAUAGCCCCGCUCGACUUGGUGUGGACGGAGAAGAUCUUCCAUUCAUUUACCACACGACUUCGGACGUGGAAACGGCCAUCAGCGAGCAUCAAAGGGGAAUGAGCAGUGACCCUAUUUUGGUAGUGGGGGCUGGUCUGACUGCUGCCGAUGCUAUCAUCGCCGCUCGCCACAGCAAUGCCCCAGUGGUCCAUGUGUUCCGCAGGGAGGUGAAUGACCCAUCUCUGAUCUUCAACCAACUCCCCAAAGUGAUGUAUCCGGAAUACCACAAGGUUCAUCAGAUGAUGAUACGGCAGGUCUGUAUCAGCACCGGCCCGUACGACGACUACCUCAGCCUUCCGAGGCACCAGGUGAUCGGUUUCACCCCCGACAGCAAGUGCAUCCUUCGGGACUUGGAGUCGAGAGAAAACAGGAUAGUCAACUUCUCCACAGCCCUCGUCCUGAUUGGUUCAGACCCCAACCUGACGUUCCUGCCUGACUGUGGAAGGUCGCUGGCAGUCAAUGUGGGGAUGCCAGUGCACGCCAAACGCAACCCCAUCGAGGUGGACUGCUACACGUACCAGUGCGUGCAGGAGAGUGGCGUCUAUGCCCUCGGGCCGCUGGUGGCCGACAACUUUGUCCGCUUCCUGCAAGGAGGUGCUCUGGCCGUCAUCAGUGCUCUGCUCAAGGACCGGGCCGAUGCCUAAAGUCCAAUCCAGAGCCAGCCUUCAAGCAGCCGAACACUCAAACUUAACAUUAACAUGGUGGUUGAAGGCCAGCGAGGGGUCUCCUUUGGGAUCCCGCCUUCAUUUUGCGCCACUGAGUGAUGCAAAUGAAUCCCUCCUUCAUUUUGGUUACACUGAGUGACACGAGGUGCGAAGGGCAGCUCACCGGCAAAAAAUGUACUUUGUGGGGAAAAGCACAGGCGCCUGUCAACCAAAGUGAAGUGGGUGAUAUAAACACAAUGAUAAGUGGUGUGUACCUGGUUUAAAGCCUAUUGUCUGAGAAGAUCUGUCACAAUUUUCCCACUCACCAGCACACGUUAGAUAAGCUCAAGCAAGGGAUAGGGACCUCUCUCGACAUAGCUUUUGUGUGUGUCAGCGAACCAGACAGAAAUUCUGUGAAUCCAGAUUUCCUGGAAAAACACGUUCAGGCCCGUAUUUAUUCCAGGAAAGCCCACUUGGACUCUGGGACCAUGCAGAUUCAUUGGGAACCACAAAUUGAGGGCCAGGCACUUAAUCAGCCCCCCCUGACAAUUCCAGGCAGACGCUGCUUUGUAAAGUUUCUGUGUUGGCGGACAGUCCAGGCCAACAGAGUAAAGUGCCUGUGUGAGUGAAGGUCUUGGUCAUGGGACCAUGGAGUACAGAAACGGGCCCUUCGGCCCACCACAUCCACAUUAAAGCAUCUGAUUCCAUUUGCCAGCACCCGGUCCACUGCUCUCUAUGUUUGACAGAUUCAAGUGUUCGUCAUGUACCUCAUGUUAGAGUCUCUGCCUCCACUACCCCUCGGGCAGUGUAUUCCACAAUCUAACCACCUCCCUGGGAAAAGAUCCUCUCAAAGCCUCUUUCCCUAACAUUCAGGAACAUUUGCCUAUAGUUUUAUACAUCUCUGCAAUGGGGAAUUGUCUUUCCUACUAUCUCUAUCACACCCUCAUUCAAGCCUACUCGGAUUAAUAAUUCAGCCUGACAGUUAGUUCUACAUGUAGACAGAGGUUGAUAGAUGGUUGUCUUAAAGCUUCAGUUAUCUCUCCCAGUGUGGGCCAAUGUUGCAAUUAAUCUCAGGGUAUACGGCAAUUUCUCUACUGAACAUAAUUUAUUUUCUACCUGUAUAUCUAAAGUUUGUAAAGACUGACAUUGUUCUAAUAAAGUAAUAUGUUU
Messenger RNA from Leucoraja erinaceus (little skate), 5046 nucleotides. RefSeq names its product oxidative stress-induced growth inhibitor 1-like. Gene Ontology annotation, molecular function: oxidoreductase activity. NCBI's taxonomy places the organism in Eukaryota, Metazoa, Chordata, Chondrichthyes, Rajiformes, Rajidae. The record is from RefSeq and is a predicted model, not a curated record. The coding region runs from base 2419 to 3876 and encodes 485 amino acids. The transcript has 6 exons.